AAUUACAGGUAAUUACGACGAAAAUAAACGAUAACAAUAUUGACAUUGACACGAAUUUUACUUAUUUUUAACAAAAAAGGCUGUGAAAAAAUUAAGAAAUUCAAACGCGCUACAAAAACCUUGAAAUCAUUGAAAAAAAGUUUAUUUUUGAUAAAAUUGGCAACAGUGUAACACAAAUUUUCUUCAAAUUUCAAUUUUUUUGAUAAUUUUUGCCGUGAAAAAUUUGACUUCGUUAUUUUUUUUUUUGUGUGUGGAGUUAGGGGGGGGGGGGGUGUCGAGUAGAGAGAAUUCUGAAAAUUUGGUUGAAAAAAUUCAGUGCAAAAGUAGUGACCUUUUUUUCAUAAAAAAUUCCGUUAGGUACCGUGCCUGAGUUGUCAAAAAAUCCCCCCUUUUCUAUCCAAUAGUUGCAAAACAGUUCAACUUUUUUUUACAAAAAUUGCGAAAAAAAAGUACCUAUCUGCCUACCUAUCACUUUUUUGGCAAUAAUUGAAAGAAAGCCCCGCUUUUUGGAAAAAUUGUACAAUGUUUCUGUUCGUAUUUUGUAUCGAAUUCGUCGUUUUGGUAGAUGGAUUAUUAUUCGACCUAUUCGUUAAUCAUUUAUCUACUUACGUAUACGCUUUGUUGUAAAACAUUAGUUGAAAGUCAAUCUUUUUAUUUACGUUUCGGGCGCGAUUGCCACGACUUCGCGUAGUCUGUCCAAAGUUCAAAAAGAGCAACUUCGAAUCGCCUCUCCGUAUAUACACGUAGUUUAGCUAUGAAAUGAACGAGUAAUUUUUCGUGAUCAUUUUACUUUAUGUAAAUUUGUCAUGUUCGUUUUAUUUUAAUCGACGAGUUCCUCUAUUUCAACGAAUCGAAUGCAUUCCAGUUACCUAGAUUCUCAAGUCUACCUCUUCUCAGAAGCAAGUUCCGAAAUCUACAUAAUUUGGAAUGGGCACGAACUCCGAAGAACCGUUCAGUUUCUUGAAACAGUCAAUAUCAUUACAAAAUUUAGCUGCGAUUAAAGUAGCUUCGACCUUAUGGCAAAAUGAGUAUUACUCAAAGACUCGUUCUGAUAGUCUAACUGAAAAAUGGUCUGAUUCACUGCAGGGAUCGUUGAUGGAUUACCAUUCAUUCAGUUGUCGUGAUUCUUUCGAUGUUCCGUCUCACAUCAGAGAGAUUAUCGACAAUGUUAUUCUAAUCAGUGGUGAAGAGAUAAAACACUGGGAAAAAAAUUAUAUACAAGCGAUGAUGUACGCAAUACCACUUGAAUCACCCACAAGACUCGUUAAAAUAUUUAUAAAAAGCUUGGAUCGUAUCGCUUUGAAAUCAGACGGUACAUUUAAUUUUAAAGGAUGUGUAGAAAACAUACUAAUGAGCAGAAAAUUGCGCCGGACUGAAGAGUUUGCAAUUUCUUGUUUAUAUUGUCUGGAGAACUACGUCAGAGAAAUCUGGCCUUUAGUUUCGGAAAUGCUGAUCGCGUUUAAUAAUCCACCGUUGAUAGUGUAUUGGGAAAAAAUUCUGAAUAAUGUUGCGAUCGAAGAAUCAUUUGUAAGAGAUCUGCUUUCUGCUUCGGUGAGUGCUCGUAAUUGGUUGGCUUUCGAAUAUUUAUGGGAAAAGCUGACAGAAGAAAGUCAAACUCGAGAAGCAAUCGCAAUUAUUCGAGAUCACGAUUCGUAUUCUAUCAAACGUGUGCUAUUCAAGCUGAAUGAAAAACAGAUUCGAGAAAUAAGUGCAGAAAAUGGUCACUACCUUUUUAAACGGUUGCUAGAAAUGCAGCAUUACGAGUAUUACGAGUACGCGACGAAAUUCUGGCAUUUUGUGAAAAAUUCAAUUGGCGCAGAAGUAUUUUCAAAAAUUGUUAAACUGCUGUGGAAUGCGGUGUUCAAUCCUUCUAAUUAUCUGAUCUCACGAAUACAUCAAAAUAACCAGUUACUUUUUGAAAUAUGGCUCGAUGCUCCAAGCACGUUAAAAUCAUCAUUCGCCUUUGCAAAUGAAUUAUUCGCUACAUUGGAUUCGAAUGUGCGAGGUGUUCACCAUUAUGAUCUCACGUUCAUAUUCGAGUUACUGGAGAACACGAAUUACUCGUACCAGACGAAAGAAAAAUUAUGGCGGUAUUAUUGGCCUAGAUUAAUCAUUCGAGCUAAGUCUUCGGAUCUGGAGAAACUGAUGAAAUUAUGUUUCUCGAACAGAGAUGAAAUUCAACAGUUUAUAGAAAACGUUGAGACAACUUUGGAUGCAUCAUUGAGAUACUAUUUCACAGGUUGUGUAAAUUCAGGACUCUAUUCGGAGUUGUACGAUUGCUUGAAUUUUUUCACCGAAAAGCCAAAUCGUUUGGAAACCCUGAGUAAAAAGAUCAUCGUGUCGAAUUUAAACCUGAUCGUUUCGUACUCGUACGACGACGAUAAAUUAGCCAAGUGUUAUGCUUUCAUCAAGAGCACAUUUCGUGACGAACGAGCUGCUGAUAAGUUUUUGGAGGAGAUGAUAUUGAAUCCGGAAUGUUUGAGUUCAAUUUACAAAAAACUGGCCAAUGGUCGUUUCGAUAAUGUUAUUAGUUUGUAUAGCAGAUUUCUAACCUCUAGUCAACGUCUUCGAGAAAUAAAGCAAAGGUUCAUGGCAUAUUGUUGUGGUGAAUUUGCUCGUGGACGAAUUACCGGAUUCGAUGAGACAAGAUUUAACGAAUUUUCGUCUUGGUGUUCGUUAGAAGAAGAGAAGAUAUCGCAGUACAAAAAGUCUUUAGUUAUCGACGAUAUUUUUGAAAUAGUUUUGAAUAAUUUUAUGCAAGUACUUAGUCGUGGAUCUGAUGAGUCAAGUUUGGUAUAUCUUGACGAAUUUCUUCGAUGGUAUUUUGGUAGUUCGGAACAGGCUAAACUGUAUAAAUCGAAAAAAUUGUCCAAUUAUAACGAAUGGCCGGCCAUACGUACAAAUCUUAUUGUUUGUGGACGACGUGUCCCAGAAAUCGUCGAUAUGCUGCUGUUAUGGGGGUUUGAAAACGAUAAAAACAAAGCGAAUGAAGUUAGAUUAUCGCUGUAUAGAGAUUCCCUCCAAAUGACGUUGCCAGAGAAGUUUCUUUGAUGGUUUGAAAUGCAGUUCGAGUGAUUUUUGAAGUUAAUACGUAGUAGUAAAGUUGACAGAAGUAAACUAUUGACAUCUGGUUUUAAGACGUUGUUGUGUGUUAUAGAAUUGAAGAGCUUUUGUGUUAGGAUUGUCGAUGUAAGUUUGUAUUUUGUGAAAAUGAGGAAUCAUCAUUUUCGUUUCUAAAAUAUUUCUUUGAUUGACCUUGAAGAAAAUAAUGUUGACUAUUUUUUUUAUUUUCAAAUUUGAAACCCCAGCAGAAAAGUGACGGUAAAAGUUUCAAGGACCUCCCACAACUUUUUUCCGAAUCCUAUCUCUAAUUUUCAAAAAAAAAAAAAAAAAAAAAAAAGUCAAAA
Messenger RNA from Planococcus citri (citrus mealybug), 3407 nucleotides. RefSeq lists its product as uncharacterized. The record is from RefSeq and is a predicted model, not a curated record. The transcript is spliced from 2 exons. Bases 928 to 3051 code for a protein of 707 amino acids. NCBI's taxonomy places the organism in Eukaryota, Metazoa, Arthropoda, Insecta, Hemiptera, Pseudococcidae.